AUGGUGGGUUCCUUAUUACGUUUCGGAUCGAUUGCAGUUUGGGUGUUCCAUAUUAUUGCCUGUAUGGGUUGCUGUCUUGGGUGUGACAAUAGGCCCCACCUGAUUCCCUCACUCGAGGAAUCGUUAAAAUCACAGCAUAACCAACACGCCUGGAAAAAGGCUUCAAAAUCUACUUUAUCUGAAGAUUAUUGGACAACGAGCACUUAUGAUAUGGAUAAUGCAUUUCAAUCUUGUGGAAGCAUCUCAUCGGCAUGUACAUUGACUCAAACCCAUGAUGCUGCUGGUGCGGGAAGCUCAUAUAAAUCAUCUGACUUUGUAAAUCAUGGUCUUAUUCAGUGGAACCUGAUUAGAAAGAAAUGGGUUGGGAACAACAAGUCUCCCGGUCGAGCACAACAACAUCAUGAGCCCAGUUUAAGCUGGGAUGCGACGUAUGACAGUUUGCUUAGCAACAACAAGCCCUUUCACAAACCCAUACCUCUUGCUGAAAUGGUAGAUUUCCUUGUAGAUAUUUGGGAGCAGGAAGGAAUGUAUGAUUGA
Molecule: messenger RNA, 537 nt
Organism: Striga hermonthica
Lineage: Eukaryota; Viridiplantae; Streptophyta; Magnoliopsida; Lamiales; Orobanchaceae
Source: the annotation of a GenBank genome assembly